This is a messenger RNA of Stylonychia lemnae, 612 nucleotides long. Lineage: Eukaryota; Ciliophora; Spirotrichea; Sporadotrichida; Oxytrichidae. The record is from the annotation of a GenBank genome assembly.
AUGUUGAAUUUUGAAACUGCCAAUAAGGCUGAUAAAACGAAUAAAAAAUCAGUUUCAAGGAAAAGGAAUACAGUAAUUCAAUUAAGAACUUAAGAGCUUGUAGAACCAAGCUAAUCUUAAAAUGAUUUAAUGUUCUAGCCCAAGUAAUAAUAAUUUGAUAAUGAGGAAUUAAAUUCAUUGCUGGAAAGCAAAGAAUCAAUUGAAAACGAGAUUAUAUCUCUUCUCACUCAUAUUUUUAAACAUCAUGUCGAAAAGUAACAUUUGGAAAUGUAGAAUGAUAGACAGAUUUAUUUGAUAAAGGUCUUGAUAAAUUAUUUCACAUUAAACUAAAAGAAGAAUAUUUACCUUGCAUACUUCUAAAUUAUUGAGAUGACUAAAUCGUUUGGGGACAGUUUCUUUUCAACAAAUAUUGCAAUUAUAAAUCAUAUGUUUCUCCAUCAGGGUUUGAGAACAUAUGAAAAAAGAGAGGACAUUGGAAAAGAGUUGGACUAUUAUGAGAUAGUAAAUCUCAAUAAGCUAUUUACCUAGUUUAAGAUAUCAGUGGAAUAAGUAACUGAAAAAAUAAAGUAGUUUUGGAGUAAUAUUGCUUAUGAAAAACUAGAGUUCUCAUGA